Branchiostoma belcheri (Belcher's lancelet) is the source of this 2616-nucleotide messenger RNA. Its product is annotated as tripartite motif-containing protein 3-like. The record is from RefSeq and is a predicted model, not a curated record. The transcript is spliced from 3 exons. Bases 56 to 2062 code for a protein of 668 amino acids. Gene Ontology annotation, molecular function: protein binding; translation repressor activity; ubiquitin protein ligase activity. Gene Ontology annotation, biological process: protein polyubiquitination; negative regulation of translation; proteasome-mediated ubiquitin-dependent protein catabolic process. Lineage: Eukaryota; Metazoa; Chordata; Leptocardii; Amphioxiformes; Branchiostomatidae.
UGAAGGCUGAUCAGUACCCUAGAGAAGGAACUUGAUUAUCGACUGUGUCUACAACAUGGCAAGCGGUCCAUCAGAAACUAUUCUAGAAGAUUUCCUGUCUUGUGGAAUCUGCCUGGAGCCGUAUAAGAAGCCUAAGAUUCUUCCUUGUGCUCACACUUUCUGCGAGAGAUGCCUGAAGGCGCACACAAAACUCAAGAGGAAGUUCUCCUGCCCUCAUUGCAGGCGGCAGGUUAUCCUCCCACCGGAAGGAGUAAAAGGGCUCGGUGAUAACUUCUGGAUCGGAUCCUUCCGCGACAUCCUGGAGGCGCAGAGGCAGUCGCUGGGCAUUGUGGGUACAGGAAGGCGGUUGUGUCAGGAACACGAAGGCGAACAACUGAAAUACUUCUGCAAGAGCUGUGACGUCACAAUAUGCUCGGAUUGCAUAAUCUUCAAUCACAAUCAGCAUGACGUCACAAAAAUCGGACAGGUCAUACAGAAAAAGCGGGAAGAGAUGAAAACCCAGAUCGAAGAGGAGAGACGUAACCUUCGAAAAUUCGUGUCCAAACUUGACACCCUGGACAUGGCGGAAAAGGAGAUCCACGAAAAAAAGCAUGACGUCGACGUCCAAAUCCGCCUCUGCGCGCAGAGAAUUCUGGACGAGAUUGAGAAGGAACGGGACGCCUUGUUGGGAGAAGUGUCUAGUGCAGCACAGAGGAGAAUAGAGGUCAUCUCCGACCGCAGAAAAGUCGUCCAACAAGAGCUAGCCGAACGGAUGGCCAUCAUCGAACGAGUCAACAAAGCCUCCGCAGCAGAGGAUCUCGUUGAGAUGAUGGCAAUAAAAGAUACGUUAAAACAAACAGGUGGAGCGGCAAUCGAUGAUUUUGAAAACGACCUAACCAUUCCAACUUUAAACGUGGUCUUCCGCGCGCAACAAAUUCCGCUAGCCAACUUCAAGCUUGGCUUUAUCGAAGAGAAGGCAGCUGAUGCAGACACAGUGAAGAAAAAUGGCGGCCCACACGACACCGACAGCUUCCUGACCUUGGAAGCUGUUGCUGUUCCAAACAGCCCGAUCGCCUUACAGCAGGACAGCAAGGCUUCUUCAACCGACCCGACGGUUCAAGAAGAGGCUGCUACGUCAUCCUCGGGUGCAGUCGGAGGCGACACGGAAAGCGACGAUCUUUUCCACGAAGUUGAGAGUCUUCUACUCGAGCCGGUACCGACCUCAAUGUCGGUCCCAACAAGGUUACCCGCCCGUCCUAAGAAUCCAUUCGGACAGAGAGGCACAGGAGACGGAGAAUUCUGUUCUCCAGAAAGGAUCGCCGUCUCGGAAGAUGGAGACGUGUUUGUCUUAGACUGUGGUCUGAAGAAGGCGAGCAUCCAGGUGUUUGAUCUGAUGGGAGUGUUUCAGCAGAGAAUCCUGUUCGAAGACGUGAACGUCAGGGCCAUGAGCUUCCGGGAAUACGAGAAACACAUCAUCGUCUUAGGAAGCUCUCCUAAAGAGUCGUGCAUGGUUCUGCAAGAGUACAGCAAAUAUGGGUACCUGCAUCGGAGCAUGCGCCUUGGCAUCCCGUUCUUACGUAAGGCUGACAUCACAGAGUGCCCGGAUGGAAACGUCGCCAUUGUGGACGAGAAUUCUGGGAACGUUUACAUCAUAGAUCAACAGGGAAAACGAGUGGCGACUUUUUCUGCAGACGACAACCCGGGCAGAUCUACGUCAUGCUCCAUAGCAACGGAUCCGACCAAUGGGAACAUCGUAGUGAGUCUGGCCACGAAGGAAAGCAUCAAGGUGUUCGACUCGUGCGGGCGGUUCGACUUCGAGUUCGGCUCGUUCGGGAACGGCGAGGGACAGCUGUACCACCCCACGGGCGUCUGUACGGACAACCUGGGGAACAUCAUCGUGGCGGACUCGGGGAACCACAGGAUACAGAUGUUUGACUCGUCGGGAAGAUUUCUGAGAGUCAUUGCGUCUGACAGAGAGAAGCUGCAAUGGCCGCGAGCGAUAGACCUAACCAGUGAUGACAGGGUGGUGGCAGCAGAUACCGGAGCUUGUUGCGUGUUUCUGUUCCCUAUUUACUUCCGGUGAUAUAUUUUUUUUGCUUAAACCCCAUGCUAAGAUUAUCUGCAAAACUAAAAACGUAGAUGAUCAAACGUACCUUGAAUGUUUAAGUCCAUGAUAAGAAUGUGCCUUAGUUGGUUUUUGGUAAUCUUUAAGAAUUGGGACUUUCGGCAUGUUACGUGAAAGAAUUAUCAUUUAAUUAAUUCUAUCUUAGAUUAGAUAGAAUGUACUUUCUAGUUUUUCCUGAGACUUUUACGUUAUCGAUAUCCUUUUAUCAUUUUUAUUCUAUUAUAUGUAUUAUAUGUCAUUUAGUAUCUACAUGUAUAUCCAUGAACAUGAUGUAACAUCAUACUCGUAUGUACAUGUAUAGGUAUUUAGCCCUAUGGGCCUGAACAUGCAAUACUAUUGCAUGUUCAGGAUCUUUGAAAGAUUCACUAUGUUUUAUUACCAAUGAAUAUUGUAGUAGUAUGCGCAUAGGAUGUAGAAAGACUUCCAAUAUAUUCCAGGUAACAAUGCUAAUAAUUGACACACCAUGACCACUGUUUGUACAGUUAAGUUCAAUAAAAAAAUGGUAAACAAAA